AUGACCGACUACGCGAAGCUGGAGCAGGUGGUGCCCAACCUCGUGCAGAACAGGGUGCAGCGCACCUUCCCGGACGGCGGGGCCCGGCUCUGGCAGGUGGGCCGCGCCUCGUGGCGCAUCUUCCAGCGGGACUUCUACUUCCAGGCGGGCAUCACUCUGGACGUGCACCUGCACCGCGACGGGCUUCCCGAGAGCCAGACGGCGGGCGCCCGGAUGGACGCAUCGUCGCUCGCAGAGGUCCGGGACUACGGUCGCGCGCUGCCGCUCGUGCGCGACGUCUUUCCCAGGCCCUUCUCCAUCGCGGUGGAGGGGGUGCCCGUGCGGGACAUCACCAUGCAGAAUGUGCCCAGGCAGCAGGGUGACUUCGUGCACUACCGAGGGGUCUGGCGGUUGCAGCCGCUCGACGGUUGCGCGCAGCCUGGAGAGAGCAUGAUGCGGCUGACGUUCGCGGUGGAGUGCGAGCCGCAUUGGUUUCUGCCGGUGGCGCCCGUCGAGGGCCGCAUUGCCAGUGCGCUCGUGGAGAACAUGGAAGCCAUACGCGAUUAUGUAGAAAGCAGGCGGCCGUGA
Molecule: messenger RNA, 567 nt
Organism: Prorocentrum cordatum
Lineage: Eukaryota; Dinophyceae; Prorocentrales; Prorocentraceae
Source: the annotation of a GenBank genome assembly